Molecule: messenger RNA, 560 nt
Organism: Paramecium sonneborni
Lineage: Eukaryota; Ciliophora; Oligohymenophorea; Peniculida; Parameciidae
Source: the annotation of a GenBank genome assembly
AUGACUUCACCUUCACGUUCAUAAAUUCAAAAAGCUCUUGAUCUUGAAAAACAAUUUGAAGAUGGUGAUACUUAAUAAGAAGAAAUAGCUGAAUUAGCUCUUAUAUAUAGAUAGUUUAUAGAAUAUUAUGAUUUGAAUAACAAUCCAAUGAAAUAAUAUUUUAUAGAAAAGAUGAAGCGUUUAAUGCAAUCACCAAGCACUAUGCAAUCCUUAAUUGUAUCUGCACCAAGUACAAGACGUAAUUCACCGACAGGACAAGAAAAUCUAAAACAUUAUUAUCAGAAUUAUUAAUAUGAAACUAUGAAGAAUCAAACAAUCACUCCUAGAGGAAUUAAAUAAUUAUAAAAUGUAUUUCUAAAUUUCAUUUAUUUAUUUAGGACUUUUUAUAUUAGAAGGAAAAUAUCGAGAAGAUUAUUAAUAAUGAUUAUGCUAAAUAGUUAUAGUCAGUAACGGAAAAAUUAUAGCUAAGAAAACAAAAGAGAGGUCCAGGAAAAAAGUCACCAACAAGAACCUUCACUAAAAUUUAUAAACCCCCCACUCUAGAUAUGCUUGAUUUAUGA